Molecule: messenger RNA, 971 nt
Organism: Ailuropoda melanoleuca (giant panda)
Lineage: Eukaryota; Metazoa; Chordata; Mammalia; Carnivora; Ursidae
Gene: SULT1C2
Product: sulfotransferase family 1C member 2
Exons: 7
Coding region: 22-912 (296 amino acids)
Molecular function (GO): sulfotransferase activity
Source: RefSeq, a predicted model, not a curated record
CCCCUCCCAUUGCAAGACAGUAUGGCCCUAGUUACAUCGUUGGAGGGACAGCCACAACUGAGAGAGGUCUCAGGGAUCCCCCUGCAGGCUAGCACUGUGGACAACUGGAGCCAGAUCCAGAACUUUGAGGCCAAGCCGGAUGAUCUCCUCAUCUGUACCUACCCUAAAUCAGGGACCACAUGGAUUCAGGAGAUUGUGGACAUGAUUGAGCAGAAUGGAGAUGUAGAGAAAUGUCAGAGAGCCAUCAUUCAACACCGCCAUCCUUUCAUUGAAUGGGCUCGGCCACCCCAGCCCUCUGGGGUGGAAAAAGCCAAAGUAAUGCCCUCUCCACGGAUACUAAGGACUCACCUUCCAACUCAGCUGUUGCCUCUUUCUUUCUGGAAAAACAACUGCAAGUUCCUUUAUGUAGCUCGAAAUGCCAAAGACUGCAUGGUUUCCUACUACCAUUUCCAAAGGAUGAAUAAAAUUCUUCCUGAUCCUGGUACCUGGGAAGAGUAUUUCGAAACCUUCAUCAGUGGAAAAGUGGCUUGGGGUUCCUGGUAUGACCAUGUGAAGGGAUGGUGGGACAUAAAAGACAGAUACCAGGUUCUCUUCCUCUUCUAUGAGGACAUAAAACGGGACCCAAAGCAUGAAAUUCAGAAAGUGAUGCAGUUCAUGGGAAAGAACUUGGAUGAAACAGUGCUAGAUAAAAUUGUCCAGGAGACAUCAUUUGAGAAAAUGAAAGAAAAUCCCAUGACAAAUCGUUCCACAGUUCCUAAAUCUAUUCUGGACCAGUCCAUUUCCCCCUUCAUGAGAAAAGGAACUGUGGGGGAUUGGAAAAACCACUUCACCGUGGCUCAGAAUGAGAGAUUUGAUGAAAUCUAUAGGCAAAAGAUGGAAGGAACAUCAAUAAAUUUCUUCACAGAACUCUGAGCAAGAUGUACAUAGGAAGUGGAUGACAAGAAUGAGGAAGCCAUCUUCAGCCCUUCAGC